Messenger RNA from Plasmodium coatneyi, 1713 nucleotides. RefSeq lists its product as uncharacterized. Bases 1 to 1713 code for a protein of 570 amino acids. NCBI's taxonomy places the organism in Eukaryota, Apicomplexa, Aconoidasida, Haemosporida, Plasmodiidae. The transcript has 4 exons. The record is from RefSeq and is a predicted model, not a curated record.
AUGUUUUUCUUCCGCCGGGGAAAGAAAGACGAGUCGGAAAAGGAGAGCUUGGGAAGCUACAAACUCCAGGGGGCCAAAAAGGAGCCCCUGAUUAAAUGGAGGCACAAAGACGAGGCAGGAAAAAAUGCCAACAAGGAGAAAAAAUCCCCUAUCAAAUUUAAGGCCCCGGAACACGGGAAAAAUAAGAAAAAGAAGAACUCCUUUUUUAGCUUCGCGGGAUUGAAUUUUUUUGGAAAGUCCAAAAGGAAGAGGACCUCCAAGAAGGGAGAGCCCCAGCCAAAGACAGAGGUGAAGGAGAUCAUCAAAAAAUUCGAGCUGUCCAAGCGGAGAUCGAAGGAAACCGUGAAAGGAACAACCAAUGUGAGGAAAGCCAGACUGUCUACACAAACGAGCACCACAAAAGCUGACCCCCAAAGUAGCGGAGUUCACACGGACCCACUGGUAAAUGAAGAACUGCUUGAGGUCCUAUCUGAGGAGGAAAGAAAAUCCAUCGAAGUUGUUACUCUGAAAGACCAAUCUUCCAAUGGUGACAACUCCGAGAUAGAUAGAGAACGCAAAGAUGGCUCUGCCGAGAAGGACGUCCCCGCAAAAGUGAAGUCUGCCUAUUCAGUUAAGGGACAAAAUAGUGACACAAAUCUGAUGCAGAAUAAAGACCUUUUAAUGCAGAAAUCCAACCUUCUGGAAGAGAGUUGCCAAAUAGACAAGAAAAAAAGUUACCCCCCAAAAAAUAAACAUGAUGAGAAUGACCUCGUGAUUACUCCCAACGGGGAUGCACAUCCCGGAAAGGAAAUGCAAACAAAAAAAUCGAUCCUAAAAAAUAUCAUAAAAAUGCCACUCUCUUAUGCAUCUAAAAGUUUCAAAAGUGAUGCUUCAGCGAUAAAGGAUUCAGCCAAAUUGGCGAAAGGGGGAAAUGAAAAACGGGAAGUGGAAAACGCAGGGACGAAGGAAGGCGCGCUAAAAUCCAAGGACACUACUGAUUCGAUCCACCUGCAGAACGAUCACAAUAAGGGUGAUGUUUCCUCCCCCGAAGAGAUCGAUGCCAGGUCGGAAGACAGCAACCACAGCGGGAAAAUGAAGUUCAGUAAUUUUAUUCCCAAUUUUAACCUAACCAGUAAAAAAAAUGCCUCCUUCAAAAUGAACAAAAAAAAUAGCAUCACUGGAAGCAGCUUUGACCAAGCGGAUGAUCCACAUUAUUUCAAAGGAGAGGCAUUAACCCUUACUCGCCAGGACAUACGAGCGAAGAAGAAUAAUCUCGUAGGACGCGCUAAACUUAUCGAGAAAAACCUACACAGGAAUGAAGGGGCAUCACAGGAAGAUGGGUCCAAGAAUAUACAUCGUAAAAUGACAAAAGACAUUUCCGAAGGGGGCCCGAUUCCGUUCAACCUCCAACCGCCCCUUCUUCUCACCGAAAAUUCCUUCGACAUAUGGUACGUCCUCCCGCAUGGUAUUAUUCCAAUAACCCCAAUAUCGCCUAUCGAGGACAUCAUAGAAGUUAUUUAUUCGAUUUGCAAUAGCCACAAAGAGGAGGCAAUUGCGAAGCUGAAAAUGUGCAAAGAGAACAACGAGAAGUGCUCCAGCAUGCUACAGAUAACCUUGGAUAAGCUAAACGGGCCGCAGGAUUCCGUGCUCACUAAUUUGACCAAGAAUAUGUCCUUACAACGGGAUUACUUGAUCGAAGUGAAUGAAGUUAUGAGGGCAGUUAGUGAAGAUUAA